Molecule: messenger RNA, 6317 nt
Organism: Heterocephalus glaber (naked mole-rat)
Lineage: Eukaryota; Metazoa; Chordata; Mammalia; Rodentia; Bathyergidae
Gene: Wdr26
Product: WD repeat domain 26
Biological process (GO): proteasome-mediated ubiquitin-dependent protein catabolic process
Cellular component (GO): GID complex
Molecular function (GO): protein binding
Source: RefSeq, a predicted model, not a curated record
CUGCCGCCGCCCGGACCCGCCGCCGCCAACAAUGGCAGCGCCGCCGGCCACCACGGGGUCCCCGGCGGGGCCGCCGCCGCCGCCCUGGCCGCCCCCGAGCUGGGCAGCGGCCUGAAGAAGAAGAAGCGGCUGUCGCAGUCGGACGAGGACGUCAUCCGGCUCAUCGGGCAGCACCUGAAUGGCCUGGGGCUCAACCAGACUGUUGAUCUCCUCAUGCAAGAGUCAGGAUGUCGUUUAGAACAUCCUUCUGCCACCAAAUUCCGAAAUCAUGUCAUGGAAGGAGACUGGGAUAAGGCAGAAAAUGACCUGAAUGAACUAAAGCCUUUAGUGCAUUCUCCUCAUGCUAUUGUGAGGAUGAAGUUUUUGCUGCUGCAGCAGAAGUAUCUGGAAUACCUGGAGGAUGGCAAGGUCCUGGAGGCACUUCAGGUUCUUCGCUGUGAGCUGACGCCCCUGAAGUACAACACAGAGCGCAUCCACGUUCUUAGUGGGUAUCUGAUGUGUAGCCAUGCAGAAGACCUGCGAGCAAAAGCAGAAUGGGAAGGCAAAGGGACAGCUUCCCGAUCAAAACUAUUGGACAAACUCCAGACCUAUUUACCACCGUCAGUGAUGCUUCCCCCACGGCGUUUACAGACUCUCCUGCGGCAGGCGGUGGAACUGCAAAGGGACCGGUGCCUGUAUCACAAUACCAAACUCGACAACAACCUAGACUCUGUGUCUCUGCUUAUUGAUCAUGUUUGUAGUAGGAGGCAGUUCCCCUGUUACACUCAGCAGAUACUCACGGAGCAUUGUAAUGAAGUGUGGUUCUGUAAAUUUUCUAACGAUGGCACUAAACUAGCAACAGGUUCAAAAGACACAACAGUUAUCAUAUGGCAAGUUGAUCCGGAUACACACCUGCUAAAACUGCUUAAAACAUUAGAAGGACAUGCGUAUGGUGUUUCUUACAUUGCAUGGAGUCCAGACGACAACUAUCUCGUUGCUUGUGGCCCAGAUGACUGCUCGGAGCUUUGGCUUUGGAAUGUACAAACGGGAGAACUACGGACGAAAAUGAGCCAGUCUCAUGAGGACAGUUUAACAAGUGUGGCUUGGAAUCCUGACGGGAAACGCUUUGUGACAGGCGGUCAGCGUGGGCAGUUCUAUCAGUGUGACCUGGAUGGAAACCUCCUGGACUCCUGGGAAGGAGUGCGUGUGCAGUGCCUGUGGUGCCUGAGCGACGGCAAGACAGUCCUGGCGUCGGACACGCACCAGCGGAUUCGGGGGUACAACUUCGAGGACCUUACAGACAGGAACAUAGUACAAGAAGAUCAUCCUAUUAUGUCUUUUACCAUUUCAAAAAAUGGCCGAUUAGCUUUGUUAAAUGUAGCAACUCAGGGAGUUCAUUUAUGGGACUUGCAAGACAGAGUUUUAGUAAGAAAGUAUCAAGGUGUUACACAAGGGUUUUAUACGAUUCAUUCAUGCUUUGGAGGCCAUAAUGAAGACUUCAUCGCGAGUGGAAGUGAAGAUCACAAGGUUUACAUCUGGCACAAACGUAGUGAACUGCCAAUCGCGGAGCUGACAGGGCACACGCGCACGGUGAACUGCGUGAGCUGGAACCCACAGAUCCCGUUCAUGAUGGCCAGUGCUUCCGACGAUGGCACUGUCAGGAUAUGGGGGCCAGCCCCCUUUCUAGACCACCAGAAUGUCGAAGAGGAAUGCAGUAGCAUGGAUAGUUGAUGGCGAAUUGGAGCCUACGACUUCUGUUUAACUUAAAAUUAGUCGUAUUUUAAUGGCUUGGGAUUUGGUGCAAACAAACAUGAUUGAUAGCUGGACAGACAUGCUCGUCAUGAAAAAAGAACCAUUUCUGAAGCCCGACUGGGGCCAAACAUCACCUUGCUUCAUAGUAACCAGUUGAGAUGAAGCGCGUCGUAGAGCGUUGUUGGACACCAUGUUGAAUAACCCAUCGGUCGUGAAGAACUGUGUGCUACAUCCAGGCUUACCCACGGAACUCAGUAUAUAUAUUUUUUUCCCUCCUGCCUUUUGUCUGGCAGGCUACCAUUCUUGUUGCUCUUCUGUGUAAUGAAGUUUAAAUGCUUGUUUGGAAAACUUUAUUUAACAGUUUAGAAGGCUUGAUAGAAAGAGUGCAUUAGUCUGAAGAGUAUACAUUGGAUAGGAAAGAAUUUCCUCCUUUUGUUUCUCCAAAUCUUUCCGCCUUACUUAGCUUGAGAUCUUUGCAGCUUGGUUCAUGGAUUCUAGCCUUGCCCGUUGCGCAGUAUAUACUGAUGCAGAUGACAAACCAGUGAACUAUGUCAAAAGCACUCUCAAUAUUACAUUUGACAAAAAGUUUUGUACUUUUCACAUAGCUUGUUGCCCCGUAAAAGGGUUAACAGCACAAUUUUUUAAAAAUAAAUUAAGAAGUAUUUAUAGGAUUAAAGUGACUUCAUUUGUAUACAUUUGGAAUCUAAACCAGCUUUAAAACAGUUCCCUCUACAACUUAGAUGUGCAGUAUAUCUGAUGCUCUCCUGGAAUUCCACAGUCAGAGACAGUGCUUAGAAGGGCAGAACAGGAAAUUCAUAGUCACCCUUUGAAGAUUCCCCCUUUUGUUUCCUCUCCAAUGGGACCUCUGUAUCUGAUGCUGAAAUUCAUGCUCCAAAAAGAGAAUUUUAAAUGUACUAACAUGAGAGAUCAGUAGUUUAGGUUUUCAAAAAGCUUGUCUGGGGCUGGGGAUUCAGCUCAGUGGUUCCACCACCUGCCUUGCAAGCACAAGGUCCUGAGUUCGAUCCCUGGUACCACAAAAAAAAACACAAAAAUUCGUCUCAAGUUGUUCUCACCUUGGAAAGUCAUUCUGAUGUGAUCUAGCAAAAGAGUAGAAAUCAGAUACAGAAGUUCAUAGCUUACUUAAUUGAGAUUGUUAAAAGAAUUCAGGAGCUUACAAACAUAUUUAAUGUGGGAUUAAAAACCUCCUAGUCCUUUCCGACAAUUGCCCUUAAUAUUUUGACAUACAGAGAUACGUGAAUUUGAAGAAUAUUCCUCAGUUUUUUAGAUGUUGCCAUACUGAGCCUCAUUCUCCACUGGUGCUGUGUGUGGGUAGUCUCCCUCGCUGGUCUCCUUCAUGGAAAAGAACUUUUGAAUUUUGAGAAUUUCAAAUUUAAAUAAGCCAAAAGCCUGAUGUGCACAUUGUGUUUUUAAGCCCCAUGACAGCUGAGUGCAGUACAGUCUCCCUUGAAACCCUGCCUGCUCUUCAGUAGGAGACACCUAGGGUGGCUGCAGCUGUCUUAUUGGGAAGAGGAGUGGGGAUGCCCCACAGUAAAUUCUGCCCAAGGGCUCUGUACUCGGUUCCCCUCAAAGCCUGGCCAAGUCUGCCGUAUGACAUGACUGCUCCUCCAGGUCCCACGGAGGAGGGAAGGCUUGGGUCCGGGUUGGGUGACAGGGAAGGAUUGGUAGCAAGGAGAAGAGGGGAGUCAGGGAGUCAAGGAAGGAAAACACAUUUGGCCUUAAAAUAGUGGGCAUUCUCGCAAAAGCCCAUAGUAGGAGAAAAUGACGAAUCGUGGUCAGAUUAUUUUACCAAGUUGGCAUAUAAAAUAUUACUUUAAACUCCAUUUUGCAGAGACCACCACUUAGAGAAUCAAUCCCUCUUUUGAUACUUCUAAGUUAACUAUAUGUUACCGUUUAUUUGGUACUUAAGUUUUCUUGACUAAAAUUAAUUUUUACUUUAAGCUUGAAUAAAAGUCUUCAUUGGUAACUAUACAGUUAAGUGGCAACUUCUCUUUACCUCAGUACAGUUAGAACCAUUGAUUCCUGUGUGCCCUGAAGCCGUUAAUACCCCUACCCUGUCCUCCAAAAACCACAAGGAUGCAGGCGCGGGCUCCACAGCCGGUAGCACGUGGUUGCAGGGUGCUCUGGCACAUCUUAAUACUCGCCAAGAUCUGUGCCCAUCCAGGGCAGGGCAGCUUGGCGCUCGGAUUCUUCUGCACCCAGCCCCCACAGACCUGAGGUUUCACAGUGCUUCUGAAGUACAGUAAUGAACACUGGAAAAGAGUGGAGUAAAGUGAGGCACAUCUGUAAGAACAUAAUUCCUGUGGAAGUGGAGUGACUACUAUGCAAAGGUUUCCAUAGCAGCUAGGUGAGUUUGCUCUAGGUCUGUCUAACCCUAACGGGCAGCUUCCUGUACACGGGUGCUUUGCUGUGCCAAUUUGCUGUAAACAUCUGUUUCCUUUGUUUGCCGUGCAGUGACUGCUAGAAAGGUGGAAGAAAUGAAGUAACCUAGGAUUUUAUAAUGUAAUAACCCGAUGGCAGGAUUUUCUAACCCAUAGAAAUUUGCGGAAAAUGUACAGUAAUGCUAUAGACAAUGGUAGCUUUAAGAGUGAGAAUACUAUCGAGCCAGCCACAAGAUAGUAACAAAUGUCAAAAUUGAAAAGUACCAAUACUUUUUGCACGUAGAUCAAGAUAGAGUGGAGAAUUUUUGGCUCCAAAAAAUCAGGUUAGUAGGCUCAUUUCCAUGUGCUUAAAAAAUGUUUUUGUUACUAUGUAUUAAGGGCUAGAGCAAGAAUGAAAUGAAAUGUCUUUUUCCUCCAAAUAAUUAGUUCCUCAUGGUCAAAUGUUAGAUUUGGGGAUUACUGAGAUGGCUGUCGGGUGGUGGUAAAGGGUUAGAAUGGGAGUUGGGAGGGGUGAAAGCUUCUGUUUCGUUUUCUGUACUUUAUUAGUAUUGAUGCCAGCUGCAUUUCUGUUGCUCUUACUGGCCACAUAAAUGUGUUAUAUUAAUGCAGGUAAGUAGUUGAGCAGAAGAAAUUUUAUUUACCACUGCCCCCGUAAAUUGACCCAUUUUAUCGGGUGGGAGAACAAAAAAGGGGAUACCUUACCUUUAAGAUACCCCGCUAAUUGGAAGGAGAAAAACCCCCACAGUUUGCCAAUAUUAGUCUGAAAACACAAGUAGUAGCAGGUGAGUUCUAAUUAGGCGUAUUCUGCCUCUGGAGCGGCAUUCGUUCCAUGCCAUUGAUAGAAAACCCUCUGUCCACCCCUCCCCGCCUUGGAAUUUUCUUUUCUAGGACGUUGCCUCCUGCAAGCCAGCCCGAGCCUGGCUCCCUGUGGGUCACUCGCACAUCUGCAGGCCAAGGGUCCCUAUCUCUCUUUCUUUCACAGCAGAAGAAGGCUGCUUUUCAAUGGGGAGGAAAGAAGACAUUUGUCUUAAUAUCCUUUUUGUCCCAUCUCGAAAAUGUAUACAUAUUUUGGGUUAAUUUCUCAUUUAGAUUUUAGCAACUCUAAUUUUGGGUUGCUCUCCAGAACAUUACAUUUUAGAAACCAUAUCUGAUUUAAUAUAUAAACUGCUAACUUUAUGAGAGGAGGUGAAAUUGAAUUUACACUUAGACACUUUCUAAAAACAGGGUGAACUUAAAAUUUUUCAGUGUUGUUAAGCUAUUGUUAUAGUAGCUGCCCUAUAGUUGAAAAAGCAAAAACUAAAAACCUAGCCCUUAUCUACCUAAUCCAGAUAGCCUGGAUUUAACAAAGCUAAUGGUAUAAAAAUGUGUGUAUGAAUGUUGUGUGUGUGUGGGAGAGAGAGUACUUGAUUCAUAAAAAGUCCUUGCAACAGCUGUUCCGGGUUCUUGUCAAUCUUCCUCAGUCUUGUGCACAAUGUGAAGUGCCCUUGAGUUUAAGGUUUGGUUAACACUGACAUAUUUUUAUAAGACUGAAUUGUGCCCCCGUCUUUAACUUCAAACAUUGUCAGGGUCAUUGUGCUAGAUCUGAAUCAUCACAUUUGUAGGCGCAGAUGGAAAAAGUGUUAUUGGCUCCUUGAAAGUGUGUUUGGGGGAGGGAACAGCUCACAGAAGCAUGUAGGGACUUACAAACCAAGCUGUAGAGAUCAAGAGGAGAACAGAGUAUCUGUCGAUCUCAAGAUUUCUGAAUUGUCACGAUUUACAUGGCAUUGUGGUGGAACUAGUUAACACUUAGAGCUUUUGGUAUAUAAUUACUAUUUACUAUGGACUGAUUAAAUGUUUCAAAGGAUUGUGUUCUUAAAUUUUGGGUUGUUUUUUUUUAACUGCCUCAGAUUAUAUUUAGUAGUUUAAAUUUCUUCACUUUAUUAUUUCAUUAAAGUAUAAAAAUUUCAGGUCUCUGAUAUUUAUUUUCACUUGUUCUAAUUAUUUACAAAACACCCUUUUGACUUUUAUAAAUAUGUAGCAUAUUACAUUGUCUCUACAAUUUUUGUUCAAUUGAAACUACAUUAACUUUGAUUUGCCUUACUGAGAUUUUUUUUUUUUUAAAUAAGCUUUUUCCAUGUCAGUGACCAGCACUUAACCAGUCAUUCAUAUUCCUUUUCUUUCAGUCCAAUAAACAGAAUGAAUAACUGA